UCACGUGAUCUACAUAUCAACAACAAGAUCACGUGAUGAUACAAAAUGGCUGAAAAACACAGAGGAAAACUUCCAUUCGCUUUGUCGGAGAAAUUGAAAACAAAUCUUCUCUCUGUUCCUUUAGUCACGUAGAAACGUUUUUAGAACUAGUAUUAAAGACACAGGAAACACAUAAUCAAGUUUUUGAAGAUAUUAUUAAAUCAAUAUAAUAUUAUGGAUAAACUGAAGACAGUGAAGUCCCGAUUCCUGUGCAACAUACAUGAUCAGACGAAUACUGACUGACACGAGGGUUCAAGUUCUUGAGAGAUGGAAAAAAGCGUAAAUGUUUAUCGAAUCUGAAACUACUGAGUUCUGCCAAGGAUAAACUAUUCGAAGACGAUGUAUAACUAUUAACGAUGAGAUACAGCGUGUCAAGCAGAAUCGGUAAAGAUGGAAAUCGGUGACACUGAAAUAUAUGUGACAGGCUAUUUGUCCACAACAUUGUUUAACACAAACCAGGACCAUUCCAUUAACAUGUGUGUUUUACAGAUGCCAGUGAUGAUAGGCUUAGAAAUAGAAUGAAUAAUUACAACUUCCAAAUGAUAUUUAUAUGGGUUCUUCUGUAUUCAAAUAUCACAAUAAUAAACGGAAAAUAAAAAAUUCUAAUGUUCUAUGUCUAUUUAUUCUUUACCAGGUGCAAAUAAAUAUUCUGGAAAUUUAAAAAAGAAGUAUAGAAGGUCACAAAAAUCUGCAUUUAAAGAAACAAAAUAAUACAGUCUCAUGUUCAGCGAAUCAUUAGACAUGUUCAGCGAAUCAUUAGACAUGCUAAAACUUUUACACAAUUACAUUUGGAGUUGCCCUGUGUUGGUAUUGUCGUCCUCAGGACAUCUUUUGUGACACCUUCUACCACUAUUUGGUAUGAGCUGUGGAACUGAUCUGAGUGAUCCACUGAUCUAUUUAUUCGAACUUGUCGCCUUGUGAUUUUAUGCAUUAUAUCCAAGGGUUUGGAUUAUUUGAAAUGGAAUUUGUUUAUAGAAAUUCAUGUUGUGACAGUUAUGACAUUUACAUACACAUAUUUGCGACAAAUAAUUAAAGUAAAGCAAUACACAUGCAAGGUUCAUCUAUACAAGGCAAUCACUAAAAUUAGGGGGAAAAUGUAUUUAGCCAAACUCUGUCUAUGCAUAACAUUUUGGACAGUUUAGAAAUACAAGUUAUAGUCAAUGAUAGUCAUAUUAUAUUUGCGUUCCAAAGAGGAUCAUCAUGAUAUUAGCACAUUAAAUAUAUUAAUUGAUUUUAUAAUAAGAGUUGGAUGCCUCAGACGUCUAUUUAAAAAAUCAGCUGAAACAUUUGGACUGCAACAUCAGGAGUCAAGUGUUUGACCCACACUUCACCCAGCUUUGAAUGAGUAUGUAACGACAGUGCAAAGUUUGCAGCACAAAAAUCUGUUAUGGCACCAUGGAUUGGUAUAUUCUCCUAAGAGAUGAGAAUGAGUGCAGUGGGUGCGUUUGAUGUCUUAUGAUCGGGUAAUAAUUGUACCGUCAGAGAGAAGUUCUAGAUUGGAUACUAGACAUUAACAUUACAAUUAUUUAUUAUUAUAAAACUCAAGGUGGUGUGGACUGUCUGUUGCCAUGUUAUCAUAGUCGGUUAAUAUUCUAAAUAGCCCAUACUCGUGCUUACAUUUAUAUUACAAAUCAGUAAUAGGAUUGAACCCAUCAGUCAGAACUUGCCUGUCAUGGUUAUUAUUUUGAAUUUGAAUUUCAGUCAUCCACAAUUAUGCAAUUUGGAUUUGAAUUUGGAUCAGAUCUGUCAUAAUUUGUAUCAACUUGGAACUGUCAAAAUGUGUUUCAGAUCUCUUUGAAAGGCUUUCAGUUUCGAGUGAUGAAAAUGUAUUAAAAUAUUGUAAUAAUACAUGGUUCAGACCACUUCGAUCUGACACACACCUCUAGUGCCAAAGUCAUAACAAUUCAGUCUGCUUAAUAAAAGUACAUUUCAACAUAAAUUGCUGACCUUUGCAAUAAACAAUAGAAAGAGAAAUAUUAAAUACCUUUUCCAAUCCAGAAUCAUGAUGUAAAGCAAGAUAUUGUAUCCUAACAUAAGCAGCUGUUUGAAACUAUGGUUGUGGCAAUGCUGUAAUCUGCAAAGAAAUAUAAUCUUUCAAACAGCCAAACGAAAAUUUUCAACGGAUGCUGUAUCCAUACUGGAAAGGCACUUUGCCAAAGGAUCGCUUCAAUCUACAGGGAAGAAGUGCGAUUUUGAGAUAAACCUUGCUGCUCAGGAAUCCGGAUUGGGUUUUAAUCAAGUGAGCGAUUGGAUAUCAAAUAAAAAACGAAAACUGAGCAGCAGGGUUUACAAGUCUGUCAAAGGGACAACAAAUGGGUACAACCUAUUUUGUAGAGAACAAGGUGCAGAAGGAAUUCAUGAUUUUCAACGGUGGGGGGAUGCAUGGAAUGGCAUGUCCCAAGCUGCCAAGUUAAUCUACAAUGAGAGGGCUAGGGAAGCGGAAAACUUGCCUUUCAAUGAACGGCCUAAAAGUGAACAGUCAGAUAUCAAAAAAGGACUACUGAAACAAUUAGAUAAUAUACUACAAAAACUUCAUAACUGCUCGGUGGAUGUUGCCGCUGUGGCAAUCGAGGGGAUUACCAUCCAUUUCCUAGGCCCCAAAGAUGGGCCGGUCCUCCGAUUACUCCGGGAUAAGGAAGAAGAAAUGGUUGAUCGAGUGAUCAGGAACAAGUAUGCUCCGAAUGAUAACAUGAAGGAGGAUGUGAGAAACAUUCGGAAAAGAGCACAAGAGCAUUUCAACCAACUUUAUGCUUCAGCUACUAGAUCCAGCAAGACAUUUCCCUAUAAAGCCGUUGAUUGUGGUACUAUUAUCAUUGAGGGCCUCCCAGAUGAGCUUGUUCCCCUAAAGGUCCCGUCAAAAUAUGGCAUUGCUAAAUUAAAGAAGAUGCUUGAUGUAAAAUUGAUACAUAUUAAAAGAAAUGAACAAGCACUCACCAGUACAUUGCAUAUACCAACAGACUCUCACACUAUCCCACAGACAGACAUUGACACAAUCACACAGGCAGACAUCCAGACAUUCACACAGGCAGACAUCCAGACUAUCACACAAGCAAACAUCCAGACAAUCCCACAGGCAGAAAUCCAGUUUAUCACACAGACAGACAUUGACACACCCACACAGGCAAACAACCAGACUAUCACACAGGCAGACAUCCAGACUAUCACACAGGCAGACAACCAGACUAUCACACAGGCAGACAUCCCCAUUAUUACACAAAAAGACAUCUACAUAAUCCAAGAGACAGACAUUCACACUAACACACAGACUAACACACACAGAGACACACAGACUAACACACACACAGACCCUCACACUAACACACAGACAGACCUUCGCUCUAACACACAGAUUCAUCUGGACACAGCUGUUAAAGGAGAAUUGAACAACGAUUAUGAAGUGGAGCGUAUUGUGCGUAAGAGGCGAAGAAGGGGAACCAAUGAAUACCUGUUACGAUGGAAGGGUUUUUCUUCGCAAGAUGACACCUGGGAAAAGGAAGAACAUUUGAACAAAGUUUUAUUACAAAUUGCUAAACAAAUUUAGAUGAUAUCAUGAUAUAGGUCAUGACAUAUAUUACUUGUGUCAAUAUGUGUUUGAAUACCUGCAACCUUAUUUACUUACCUCCUCUUUAGAUGAUAUCAUGAUAUAGGUCAUGACAUAUAUUACUUGUGUCAAUAUGUGUUUGAAUAUCUGCAACCUUAUUUACUUACCUCCUCUUUAGAUGAUAUCAUGAUAUAGGUCAUGACAUAUAUUACUUGUGUCAAUAUGUGUUUGAAUACCUGCAACCUUAUUUACUUACCUCCUCUUUAGAUGAUAUCAUGAUAUAGGUCAUGACAUAUAUUACUUGUGUCAAUAUGUGUUUGAAUAUCUGCAACCUUAUUUACUUACCUCCUCUUUAGAUGAUAUCAUGAUAUAGGUCAUGACAUAUAUUACUUGUGUCAAUAUGUGUUUGAAUAUCUGCAACCUUAUUUACUUACCUCCUCUAUAUAUAAUAGUUAUAUGUAAUUAAAAAGAGGCAUUUCUAUGAAUUGUUUAUCAAAAGAAACUGUAUAAAUAGUAUUAUAGUUACUAGCUAGACACUAAUAUUGUAGCCUGGUUGUGAUAAGGACCUAUAUUGUAGUGGCGCGUGUAGUACUCUUGGUGAGUAUAUACUAUACUAUAUACUAUACUGUGCAACUACAUGUACUCCUGAUUUUACUGUGCUUUGGACGAGAUUUAUGAUCAACAUAAUUGUUUCGCUUGUAUGGUUUUUUUUACUACUAGAUGUAUAUAAAACU
Messenger RNA from Patella vulgata (common limpet), 4314 nucleotides. RefSeq lists its product as uncharacterized. Gene Ontology annotation, molecular function: chromatin binding. NCBI's taxonomy places the organism in Eukaryota, Metazoa, Mollusca, Gastropoda, Patellidae. Gene Ontology annotation, cellular component: pericentric heterochromatin. The coding region runs from base 2432 to 3580 and encodes 382 amino acids. The record is from RefSeq and is a predicted model, not a curated record. Gene Ontology annotation, biological process: chromatin organization; negative regulation of transcription by RNA polymerase II. The transcript has 10 exons.